AUGCCCAGCUAUGUGAAGUUCCUCAAAGAUAUAUUCGCAAACAAGAGGAAGAUCAGGGAAAAUGAAAUCGUUGCACUAACAUACGAGUGUAGUGCACUCUUCCAGAAUAAUAUCCCCAAGAAAAUGAAAGAUUCGGGAAGCUUCACAUUGUCGUGCUCGAUUGGGGGGAAAGAAGUCGAAAACGCACUCUGUGACUUAAGGGCAAGUAUUAACCCGAUGCCCUUAUCAAUCUUCAAAAAGUUAGACAUUGGCAACACAAGGCCCACCACAGUCACAUUACAGUUGGCUGAUAGGUCGAUAACGCAUCUGGAGGGCAAGAUAGAGGAUGUGCUUAUGCAAGUAGACAAAUUUAUCUUUCCAGCUGACUUCAUUAUACUAGACUACAAAGCUGAUAUUGAGGUGCCAAUUAUAUUGGGUCACCUAUUUCUCGCAACUGGGCGUGCACUGAUUGACGUACAAAAGGGAGAGCUUACUAUAAGGGUUGAUAAUCAGCAAGUUAAAUUCAACGAUCUUAAUGCAUUAAAAUACCCGAAUGAUAUAGAAAACUAUCAAUAUAUUGGGGAAUUGCAGGAAGGACAAUGGCACAGCUUCAAGAAGAAACUAAAGAAGAAGAUUUUGAGAUUGGCACAAUGA
Messenger RNA from Benincasa hispida (wax gourd), 633 nucleotides. RefSeq lists its product as uncharacterized. The record is from RefSeq and is a predicted model, not a curated record. NCBI's taxonomy places the organism in Eukaryota, Viridiplantae, Streptophyta, Magnoliopsida, Cucurbitales, Cucurbitaceae.